Molecule: messenger RNA, 288 nt
Organism: Closterium sp. Yama58-4
Lineage: Eukaryota; Viridiplantae; Streptophyta; Zygnematophyceae; Desmidiales; Closteriaceae
Source: the annotation of a GenBank genome assembly
AUGUCUAGAGCAGCUGGAGUUGGAGAGAGAGGAGAGAGAGUUGCAGCGGCUCGAGGAGCAGGAGCGACAGCAGCAGGAGCAGCAGCAGGAGCAGCAGCAGAGGCAGCAGCCGCUGGAGCAGCAGCAGCCACAGCAGCCGCAGCAGCAGCAGCAGCAGCAGCAGCAGCAGCAGCAGCUGCUGCCGUCUCCUCCUCCUGUCUCGGGUCUUCGGACCCUUGGUCUCCCGUCUCCCUCUCCUUCCUCCUCCCCCUCUCCUCCCGUCUCUGGUCCUCCGCUUCCUCCUCCUGA